GGAGGAGAGGACGCCUGGUUCCUCUGGCUGCUAGCUUCCGCCGUGACUCCGCUAUGGGCUCGUGCAGCUCCCACGUUGCACGCAUUCCCGAUGUGGACCAAAUUCUCAGAGAGACCGGCUUCUCGCAAGCCAGCCUGCUCCGCCUCUAUCACCGGUUCCAAGCCCUGGACAGGGAGGAAAAGGGCUACUUGAGCCGCCUAGACCUCCAGCGGAUCGGGGCGCUAGCUGUGAACCCCCUGGGGGACCGCAUUAUAGACAGCUUCUUCCCCAAUGGGAGUCAGAGAGUGGAUUUCGCGGGCUUUGCCAGGGUCCUGGCUCAUUUUCGACCUGUAGACGAGGAAGAUGCAGCAACCCGGGACCCUAAGCAACCUGAACCCCUAAACAGCAGAAUGAACAAACUGCGCUUUGCGUUUCAGCUCUACGAUCUGGAUCGGGAUGGGAAGAUCUCCAGGAAUGAAAUGCUACAGGUUCUCCGACUGAUGGUUGGGGUUCAGGUGACGGAUGAGCAGUUGGAGAGCAUCACAGACCGCACAGUGCAGGAAGCCGAUGAAGACGGUGAUGGGGCUGUGUCCUUCAUGGAGUUCACCAAGUCCUUAGAGAAGAUGAACAUCGAACAAAAAAUGAGCAUCCGGAUCCUGAAGUGACCCUGUGCUGCUGGCUCUAUGGGCUUUGCAGACCUCUAUGGGCUUGGGAUUUAUCCUUGGGCCCCAGGGAGGCAGGGUCCACAUAAGCCGUCUAUUCUUACUUUGAAACUCUAUUUAGAGCUGGGAAAGGGAGUUGAAGCGGUGUGUGCUGAAGUCUGAUUUGGUUAUGGGUUUGUGAAAAUCAACCAAAUGAUCACUGGCUGAUUCACAAGCGUGCGACCCAGGGUCCAGGCACAGGAGUGACAUCAUCAGGACUGGGCUUUGUUACCUGCGUUUCUCAGUUUGGCUGCCCCCUCUUGCGCUGGCAUCUUUCCCUGCUGUGGUGGAGAGGGCCACCAGGACUUCAGAUCACAUCUUCCUAACCUGUUAACCCAGAGGGGAGGCUUCUUCCUUCAGAACACCAAUCAGGCAGCAUCAUUGACCCAACCAGGGUCUUUUCUCUAUCUCUAGGGGAAUGGAGCGUUCUAGUGGGCCAUGCCUGUGUCAGAUAAUAAUUCUGAAACCCUAGAAAUAAGGCCCGAAGACUUAGGAUAGCGUGGGAGGUGGUUGCUUUAAGGAAAAUGAAGUAAUGUGCUUAUAAAAUGUGUGGGUGUUUAUGUUGGCUUUGCCUCUCCUUAUCAUUUGGUUGAGAAAAUGGAGGGAACCUUUGAAAUCUGGCCUCUGGGAUGAGUUUUUCUCUGACCCCCUGGAUGAAUAAUAAGGUGGUGGGUGGGAGGAUGAUGCACAAAUCAUAAACCACACAUACUUUCCUAGUGUGUGUCGUUACUCCAAAUUUGUAGAAAAGUUCUGUUGGGUUCAUUGUAAGAUGCUCAAACAUUGACAGACCGCAAAAUAGAGUAUAAUAAAGUCACAUCGAGGCAGAAUAGAAAGACAGGACAAGAUUGAAGGGUAAGCAGACUCUCACGCAAGAGACUGGUUGACAUCUCUCAAAAACCAAGUCAAGAAUUCCAAAACAUACACACACACACACACACACACGCACGCACGCACGCACGCACACACACACACAGAGCUAUGAAAUUUUCCUAUUGCUUUUAUAUGCAGAUAUUUCAAAUAAUAAUGUUAAAGUAGGGGGUAGAGAGAUGGAUUCAUUGUUAAGAGCACUCACUCUUCUUUCAGAAGACCCAGAUUCAGUUCCAGGCACCCCCACAUUGGAUGGCUCAGAACAGCUUGUUAAUCAAGUUUCAGGGACUCUCAUGCCCUCUUCUGGCCUUCACUGGUACUGCAUGUAUAUUGUGAGCAUGCACACAAGCAGCCACAAAUACACAUAAAUAAAAAAGUUAAAAUAGCAAUGAAACAAGCUUAAAGCCUGAGCCUGUGUGACCUUCCAUUGCUGUCUUACUCUUUUUUCCCCCCCAGAGAGAUUGUAAACCUUUGUUUAUGGUAAUAGAGGCCAACUUCCUGUGUAAUUCCUGGGGCUUAAGGUUUUACAUUGUCAGUUGUAACUCUGUCCCUUGUACCUUGUGAACUACCCUGUGAUCUCAUUUAGAUGUCUUGUAAAUCUUUUAAGAUGUGACUUUCAAGCCACCAAAAUGGCUGUGAUAAGAUACUUCAGCGGGACUUCCUUGAGAAGCCCACACCCACCCUGGAUGUGUCUUAUCUUUACCUUGAAUGACUCCUCAGCGCUUGGCUACACCCUCCUACCUAUUGCUUAAACCUAUGUUAGGAAAACUCUCCCCCAAAGGGGCCUGGAACAAUGGCACAGAGUUUAAAAGCACUUACUGCUCUUGUAGAGAUUCUGGGUUCAGUUCCCAACACCCACAUAGCGGCUCACAACCACUAUGUAACUCCAUGGAGUUCCAGAGGAUUCCCCCUCUCUUUGGCAACCUCCACAGGUACAAGACAUGCAUGGGACAGGCAGGUUCUCACACAUACAGAUAAAGUAAGCAAAUGUUUAAAAAUGUCUCUUCCCAAUAAACUCCAAUUCUGC
Messenger RNA from Microtus oregoni (creeping vole), 2574 nucleotides. RefSeq names its product calcineurin like EF-hand protein 2 (gene Chp2). The transcript has 7 exons. Gene Ontology annotation, molecular function: calcium ion binding. Lineage: Eukaryota; Metazoa; Chordata; Mammalia; Rodentia; Cricetidae. Bases 54 to 644 code for a protein of 196 amino acids. The record is from RefSeq and is a predicted model, not a curated record.